This is a messenger RNA of Gastrolobium bilobum, 699 nucleotides long. Its product is annotated as transcription repressor OFP6-like. The transcript has a single exon. The record is from RefSeq and is a predicted model, not a curated record. The coding region runs from base 44 to 619 and encodes 191 amino acids. Gene Ontology annotation, biological process: negative regulation of DNA-templated transcription. NCBI's taxonomy places the organism in Eukaryota, Viridiplantae, Streptophyta, Magnoliopsida, Fabales, Fabaceae.
UCUCAAGCGGUCACAGAACAGAGAAAACUAAACAUAUAGCAAUAUGUCUAGCUCCAGCAGAAAGAAGCUUCUUUUGAACACCGUGUCUGUGAAACUAGGCUGCGGCAGCUGCAGAAGGCCAAAACUGUGUCGCAUUUUCCAUCCAAAGCCAAAACCCAAGAACCCCACUUACCAAAAGAACAAACUUUACAACCAUUCUUCCUGUUCACGCACGUGGGGUGAGGACAAAUACGACAGUGCCAGCACCUCCAACACUACUGCCACGACAUUCUCUCCCUGCUACGUUGAUUCCUCACAGUUUUCUGACUCAGAGAACAACGCGAAGGCCCCCAAGACAUUAGGAGGUUUCGGCAAAGCUGGCAAAGAAGGGGUGGCGGUGGAGAAAGAUUCUGAAGACCCUUAUCUGGAUUUCAAGCAGUCCAUGCUGCAAAUGAUAUUAGAGAACGAGAUAUACUCUAAGGACGAUCUCAGGGAGCUUCUGAACUGUUUUCUUCAGCUGAAUUCCCCUUAUCAUCAUGGUGUUAUAGUUAGAGCUUUCACUGAGAUCUGGAAUGGGGUCUUCUCUGUGAGGUCCAAUUCACCCAGGUUUCACAUCACCCGUAAGCCACGUGAGUUCUAAGUUUUGCACGUGGCCUUGGUUAACAAGUUGUUUAAGUAGCUGCGCUAAGUGCUUUGUACUAGGUUGAAUCUUAAGUUCAA